AUCAACGGUCCCAUAUAGUGAUAACACAGAAAAGAACCACAAACUCGUGCACUUUGCUUAAUAUGUACCCAUGUAGAAUAUAUUGCUAUUCUUCCAUAGAAAAUUCGACUAAUGAUGAGGUUCAUGUUCUUAUCAAUAUCUCAGCCAGUAUUUAGACGUGUAAACUAGUUGCAAGUAGGUCAGUUUGUUUUUGUACGAAGAAGCGCACAGCGUGUCAGCAUUCAGCAAGAUGAAGCUCCUUUUAUUAGUCUCUAUCAUUGGCUUUGUUCAGCUUUGUUCGACUGCUCCAGCGACAACAAAAAAAGACGCUUUCAGAGAAACAUUGUGUGACAUUUCAGAAGAAGUAAAACUAUGUUCGAUUCCUCCAGAAAAAACUGAGAAAGACGUUUUGAAAGAAAAAUUGGGUGACAUUUCAAACAAAGUAAAAGCGAUUCCAGCUGUCAAUUCAGAAUGGAUUGAUGAGCUCAUCGAUAUUUUCAAGAAAUACAGUGAACACAAUCCAUACAGUGUUCAAUUGGAGAUCAUGGCUCGUUUCUACAGCUUGGGAUUUGACCUAGAUUUUACACAAGUGAAUAACACCAUUCAUAAAUUUUAUCGAGAUACUUACGGUUUUGGCGUAGAUAUUCCAACCGAAAAUCGAACCUACCAUCAAUGCCUCAUCGACUUUGUCGUAAAAUCAAACUCACAACAUAAAUCCCGUGAAGAAAUCAGAGCUAUGGAUGACGAGAAUUUUAAAAAAUUCAAGAGCACACUAACAAAGGGACUAGAGGCUACAAAAUCUAGAGAUUUGGAUUACUACCUACAAAUAGCUUAUAAUAUUCUUAAAAAUAGAACGGCGGGAGGAGUUGACGCAAAUUUUAUUGACAUACUUGCAUCCAUGUAUCAUAUUGGCGCCGGUGUAUCCAAAAGCGCUGCCUGUGGCGUUGUGGCAGAAGUAUUCGAAUGGAGAUUCGAUUGCAAUAUAUAUGCAAAUGCAGAAGAAAAAGACGAUUUGGAAGCAGAAAACGGUGCAGAUCAAUCCAGGAAAACCAUAUAGAUACCACAACAAAUACAUCUGCAUAAAUGAACUUUUACAUUUUAUGACCUUAAAAAUUGAUUCGGGCAAUAAAUAUCGGACAAAGUGUCA
Messenger RNA from Sitodiplosis mosellana (orange wheat blossom midge), 1126 nucleotides. RefSeq lists its product as uncharacterized. NCBI's taxonomy places the organism in Eukaryota, Metazoa, Arthropoda, Insecta, Diptera, Cecidomyiidae. The coding region runs from base 230 to 1036 and encodes 268 amino acids. The record is from RefSeq and is a predicted model, not a curated record. The transcript has 6 exons.